AAAACAAAUGAAUCCGUCACAGAGCUAUCCAAGACUUCGGUGGCGUCGCGAAGAGGAGAGAUUUAGAUAAAGGGAGGGUCGGAGGGUUGCAUCGACUUGAUUUAUUUUUCAAUCGGAUCCAGCGAUGGAGAGGGACUUCCUUGGAAUCCUCGGGCGGGAUUCAGGCGACGGCGCCGCCGCGGGCCGCUGCGAAGCAGCUCUCCCAUCAGUGAAGUGGCCUUUCUCAAAUAUGGUAUCUACCACCCAGCAGUUCAGGUUCCCCAAGUGUCCACCAGAAGAGAAGCCUAGGAGACAUGUCUUUAAUAACCAUUCAUCUUCAAGAUUUCAUCAUUUAUCUUUGAUGGAUGCCAUUGAGGUUAAUCAGAAAACUCCCCAUGUUUUAGCAGCUCAGAAUUGUUUGGGUUUUGAUAAACAAGGCUUCAGUCAAAAUCCCCUGUAUGCAUAUCAGCCUUCUAAAGCAGAAUCCUUCUCUGCUUUGCACCACCAGUUGCACCACCGAUUGAAUGAACUCCCAACAUUUCCUGUCUUCUUGGACCAUGGCUUUCCUGACACUAACAGCAGCCCUUUCUCCAACAUCCAAUAUGCACAUAAUAACCCUAAUGUAAGAGUUGCCUAUCCGAAGCAACAAUUUCUUGGUGGUCAAAUUGGCCCCAGUAACUUUUUAGGUCAUCCUGGCAGCUUUUUCAUCAGGAAUACUUCAUGGCCCGCUAAAAUGACUGCUCAAUUAACUAUCUUUUAUGCUGGUCAUGUGAAUGUGUAUGAUGAUGUUUCAUCAGACAAGGUACAAGAGAUUAUUUCUUUGGCAAGCCAGGGAUCCAAUAUGAAUUCUAAUAUUAUGGAUCAAACAGCCCAUGCACCCAUACCAACCACAUCAAUGGGUCCAACCAAAAUGGCAGGAUCUAUUGAUUCAAGGACAAAUAAGAAGCAUGCCAUAAUCCCUACGCCGAAGAAGCAGUGUAUUUCAUCAUCAGUCACAUCACAUUCAGUGGCUAGCUCACUAGGUGGUUUUAGAAUGAAUAGCAAUGCAGCAGAUUCUAAAGCUGCUUUUCAACUAGCAGCAAACGAGCAAGGGGCUGCCACAAUUUCAUCUGCUGUUUUCUGCUUGCAAACUGCAGAAAUUAACAUUCCAAAAGCCGUUCCUCAAGCUCGGAAGGCAUCACUAACACGUUUCCUAGAAAAACGCAAGGAGAGGUUAACCAGUGCCAUGCCCUACUCUUGCUCCAAGAUAACCCCAGAGAGUGGCAAUGUAUCAAGCUUAUCUUCAUUAACUGAUAUCAAUCUUUCUGGCAACGGGAAGGAGUCAUCACUCACAGCAGAUCAAAAGUCCAGUAUUGAGAGUGAGGAGUCUCUCAGUACCAAGUAGCAUCACUUUAUGUGUACGAGAGGUGCCAACUUGGUUCCAAGGUGGUAAUGAUCUCAACUCUUGGGUUUAAAGUCUAAUUCCAUGGAAAUGGGUUUUGCUUUCAUAUAUACAUUAUCAAGUAAAUAAAUAAAUAACAUCGGUGUGUAUGAUUGUCUGGACAAUGUUUAUUUCAAAAUUACUAGUAAUGACAAGUACAAUUAUAUAUA
Zingiber officinale is the source of this 1569-nucleotide messenger RNA. RefSeq names its product protein TIFY 6b-like. Gene Ontology annotation, biological process: response to wounding; regulation of jasmonic acid mediated signaling pathway; regulation of defense response. Gene Ontology annotation, cellular component: nucleus. The transcript is spliced from 7 exons. Lineage: Eukaryota; Viridiplantae; Streptophyta; Magnoliopsida; Zingiberales; Zingiberaceae. The coding region runs from base 125 to 1363 and encodes 412 amino acids. The record is from RefSeq and is a predicted model, not a curated record.